AUCUGAGCAGUCGCCGUUUUAGAUACUCCGCGACUAAAGAGUAAGGAGAACCUGAGGAAAACGAAGAGAAGGAAAAACGCGGCCGAUAUUUAUGUCUGAGACGAGAAUCUUUUCGACAUUGAACGCGAAGGCUUAAUUGUCUGCCACAGGUUAUGUCAUCGCGCGGGAGAUAGUCAGAAAAUUGGAAAUUCUGGGAUAAUGAACAAUCGAAAAGAAGUCGACUUGUAUCGGGACACAUAUGUAAGAUAUUUAGGUUAUGCGAAUGAAGUGGGAGAGGCAUUCAGAAGUCUUGUACCAAAGUCCAUUGUAUGGUUCAGUUAUGCAUUAUCAAGUGGAUACGUUCUUGCGGAUACGGUGCAUAAGGGUGCAAAAGUCUAUCAAACAGAUACUACGUCACAGAAAACCAAAAAUGUCCUACUGUCCACGUCAGAUACUUUGAUCUGGCAGGCCUUUGCAUCAGUAAUAAUACCUGGUUUUACCAUAAAUAGAAUUUGCGCGGCAGUUCAGUUUGCACAAAGAAAAAGUACAAGAGCAGCUUGGAAGAAGCCUUGGAUCCCUACGCUUAUUGGCUUGGCAUCCAUUCCUUUCAUAAUACAUCCUAUAGAUCAUGCUGUGGAAGGCGCGAUGGAUGUUACAUACAGAAAACGGACUGGAUAUCAUCCAAAGGGGCCUCUAUAUGGUGUAAAACAUGACUAGCAAAACGUAAUUAAUUAAAAGUAUAGUAUAUAAUACCUGAGAGAGGUCGUGUUUAAACAAACUAUAUUAUAUAUUGUAAUUGAAGAAAUGAUUCCAUUUAAGAUACAAGAUCUUAUAUAUUGAAGAAUAUACUCAUAUUUUUUAUAAUCUAUUAUUUAAAGAUUUAAUGAUGCUUGAAAGUUUUCUUAAAAUCAUCUCCAAAUGUCAAAAUUUUUUAUACAAUAUACAAGAUAAGAAUCGUAACUAUGAAAUAAGCAAUAAGAGAAUACCUAAGAAAAAUCAAAUAAAUUUAAACUCGUUUUCUAUCACAUCAUUUAAGAGAAAAGUAAGACGAUCUGAAUUUACACGACCUCUUCCUGGUUUAGUAAAGUAUUACUGCCUAAGAUAGUACAAUACAAUGCGCUUAGAAGAUCUUAUUGCUAAUCGUAAAAAUGUUAAAUAUUUUUGUUAUAAUGUACAUAUUAUACAGCUAACGUAUAGUUAUAUUAUACAGCUGUAUGUGCAUUAAGAUUUUUAGCUGGCUUUUACGCCGCGAUUGUUAAACUAUUGAAUAAAGUUAUUGAUUUAACAUUCCCUA
Messenger RNA from Pogonomyrmex barbatus (red harvester ant), 1273 nucleotides. RefSeq names its product mitochondrial fission process protein 1. The record is from RefSeq and is a predicted model, not a curated record. Gene Ontology annotation, cellular component: mitochondrion. Gene Ontology annotation, biological process: mitochondrial fission. NCBI's taxonomy places the organism in Eukaryota, Metazoa, Arthropoda, Insecta, Hymenoptera, Formicidae.